Molecule: messenger RNA, 1671 nt
Organism: Aspergillus novofumigatus IBT 16806
Lineage: Eukaryota; Fungi; Ascomycota; Eurotiomycetes; Eurotiales; Aspergillaceae
Exons: 8
Coding region: 1-1671 (556 amino acids)
Source: RefSeq, a predicted model, not a curated record
AUGUUCCGUCUCAUUGCUGUCGAAGCGAUCAAGGAUUCAGACCUGAGUUCUCGCACAAGCCCAGCGCGACGGGAUCCCCUUGAGCCCCCUUUCCAACCUAGCCCCGGCAAACGUAGCAUCGUGCCCUCACCCAAGCUGCCCAACGCCUGCGGUAUGAGCAAAUUGGAGUCGCCUGCACGUCUCCUUGGAGCGAAAGAGCCCACUCCGGGGCAUAAUACCUUGCCCGCAGACUCUCAGGAUUACCUGACAGAGUGUGCCAUGCGUGGCUUUGUUCACGAGCGCCUCACAGAAAUACUCCCUAGCUGUGUAGACGCGGGAUAUUGUCCCGAACGCCAUCGGCGUGAGUUUGUUCAGGAGUGGAAUAUCCUGCCUGCGGAUGCCCGCGAACGGUAUAAAACCGAGCCCUCUUGUUUAUUCGGGCCCACAGUGCACCCACUUCUCAAUUGCUGGCCGAACUGCGACGAGAACUACGACACACAUUUUCUACAACUGCUUCCUCCUCUAUCUACUCCCAAUCAAGAUUCUUCGACCACAAGUCCGUUGCCCCAAAUCGCUAGAGUCAAAGCCAGUGCGACAACAGAACGUCCCGAGCUCAAAGUCCUGCAGCAGCUCUCCUUACAGAACCUCUUUGCUGAAAGCACUCCCGAGCUUCUUGAGGCUGCCUGGCUCCAGGCUAUAGGGAAAGUCCAAAGCCAGGCUGCGCCGCCCAAGACGAUUGUCGGUGUUGUCGGUAACACGGGGGCUGGAAAGUCAUCCAUCAUCAAUGCCGUGCUCGAUGAGGAGAGAUUGGUGCAGACAAAUUGUAUGCGCGCGUGCACGGCGGUGUUCAUCACACGGGAAGGUUGGGAGAAGGAACUCAGGGUUCUUUUUCAUGAUCUGUUCGAUGGCAUUGGCAACGUCUCUCGCGAAGCAUCGAAUGAGAAAAGCGAAGCGGGCGUCGCAUACGCCAAAAUGAAGGCUGUAUACCCUAAAUUUACGAGAGAGAUGUUGCAGAAUAGCUCAGUCGAGCAGUUGAUGUGGCAUCGCAAUGUUCAAAAUGUACUGGGCAGCACGCGAGAGAUUGCCGAGUCCGAUUCUCUUCGCUUCUACAAGAAGCCCCAGUUCUUCGUCGAUCGCAAGGAGAAGACGACGGGCGAGAAAGAUAAAGACAAGAAGCCUGGCAGAGAUUUGGAAUUGACGGCCUUUGAUCAAGGUUUCGAUGACAAAGCCGCCAAGUCGCUGCUUGGUGACACCUUCAAGCGACAGCUGAAGAUGGAUGGUGGCUUCAAUACCGUAACCUUCAUUUGCAACAAGACCGAUGACACCAGCCUCAUCGAGUGUCAGGAGUCAUUAGGACUCGAGGAGGAGAUGGGCGCACACUGGGCCAAAUCUGAUGAACUGGCCAAGAAAAGGCGAGUACUCAAGCAGCGACUGGAGGAAUUGAAAGAAUCCAAAGCCGUGUAUAUAGCUUCUGCCGAUGAGACUGUUUUUGCUCCCCGCGAGAAUUCGAACUCCAAGAAACGAAAACGAAGCUCGAGCAACGAGAAAUCUGGAAGGCAAAAGAAGGCUCGAACUCCAAACAGCGACGCUGAAAGCGACUAUGUCGAUAGUGACCGAGACUGCAACGAUUCCGACGACGAGGCUGAUGACGGGGAAGAUCGGCCUGAAGAGUCUCGUGUUCCCUUGAUUUAA